AUGGGAUGUGUGGACAGAUGGUCUGUGGUGACUGUCUGCAGGGGUGGGGACCUCAUUCUGGUGCGCAGACACACAUUCGGCACACGAUGUAUUGAAGAUUAUAAGAGAGGAGCAGACGGUCGCUCAUGUCAGCCGCUGUCAGAAGUCUGCACCGAGGGAGUGGACUGCGGGGACACAGUUGACAUCCCGGCCAACCAGACUGUGUUCGGGGACCUCUUCUACGGCUACAAUAACCACACCAAAGAGAUUACAUCAGGACAGAUCCUUAAGGCUUCCUUCAGGCAGAAGAACUUUGCCCGUGGCAUCGAGCAGCAGCUCCCGGAUGGCAUGGUGGUUGCAUCUGUGCCGAAUGAAGCCCAAUGUCAUGAGGAGCUGUCUGACCCAGUGCCUGAUCCAGAGUACCUGACUGGUAUGGUAAACUACAGUGAGGUCACUGGUUACCCAUUGGUUCAGCACUGGAAGCUGCGGUCCAUUAUGUACCAUGUAAAGCUCAAUCAGUGGACCCUCUCCCAAGCCUUCAGUUCAGCAGUUCAUUCACUGGAUGGGGCCACCCUGCGUAGUGACUUUGUGUCCAUUUUAAAAGAGUUUGGCAACCAUUUUAUCCAGGAGGCAGCGUAUGGCUUUGAGGAAUCCUGUACCAUAUGGUAUCCCAACAAACAAGUCCAACGGCAGCUGUGGUUGGAGUAUCAGGACAUCAGCAAAGGAAACUCUCCAUCAGAUGAGUCGGAGGAGCGGGACAAAGAGCCACGCACGCUUACUUACCCAGCAUACAUUGCCAGCCUGCUGGACUCGGGUGCCAAGCGCAUGGCGGCGGGGGUGCGCAUGGACUGCAGCAGCCAGGGCCAGUGCCCUCUGUCCUGUCACCUCUGCCACAUGAGCCCUGGGCCUGCACGUCCUGCAGAACCUGUGCUGCUCAACAUCACUAAAGCCACGCCAGUCUAUGAGCUGGUCAACAGCAACGAGACCUACCAGGCUCUGCAGGAGGCUAUGAUGAGUGUACUGUGGUGCUCUGCUAAAGGUGAUGUUAUUGAUGACUGGUGUCGAUGCGACUCCAAUGCCUUUGGCACAGAUGGACUCCCGACCUGCGCUCCUCUGCCUCAACCCAUGCUCAAGCUGUCCCAUUCAUACGAGCCCAGCAGUUCAUUGGUCAUUAUAGAAUGGAAUCACGCAGAGCCGCCAAUCGGAGUGAGAAUUGUUGAUUACCUCAUCAGUCAAGAGAAGGUGACAGAGCGGACUGAUCACUCCAAAGUUGAGACAGAGACCAUGUUGAGUUUUGUGGAUGACAUCAUGUCAGGGGCCAAAUCUCCAUGUGUGAUGCUCGGGGACAUCCCUGAUCCCCUCUCAACUAUCUCCUUGAUAAUACGCUGCUUGGAGCCAGACACCACAUACAUGUUUCGGCUGUGGGCGGUAGACAACACAGGUCGGCGGUCCAGUCCGAGUGAGGUGACGAUCAAAACUCCCUGUCCCGCCGUGGAUGAUGUCAAGGCUCAAGAAAUAGCAGACAAGAUUUAUAAUCUGUUCAAUGGCUACACCAGCGGGAAGGAACAGCAGACAGCCUACAAUACGCUCAUGGACCUCGGCUCACCAACCCUCCACCGAGUUCUUUACCACUACAACCAGCGAUACGAGAGCUUUGGAGAGUUUACUUGGCGCUGUGAAGAUGAACUGGGGCCCAGGAAAGCCGGAUUGAUCCUGUCUCAGCUGGAUGAACUCAGUGGUUGGUGCCGGGGUCUCCUCCAGGAACCCAAAAUUGGCUUGCGCAGAGCAUCCCUAAAGUAUCUGUCUUGUCGUUAUACAGAUACCAAAGCAUUCGGGCUUAGCUGGAUGAAUCUCGGCCAUGACUUACGUAAGGCCUGUGAAGAUCAGAUGCUAUCCGUUAUGUACAAUGAUUAUGGAGAACCCAAGGAACUUUAAACCAACUUGGACAAGAGGACCAGUGAGGGGCUGAACCUAUAUGCAGCCUCCCCUUUAGGGCUUCUCUCUAGUGAAUCUGGUCCAUCAGUUUUAACAUUAAUUGGAUAUUUAAUGAUGAAGAGGAAAAUAUUUUGUGAGAACUUUUUCUCACAACUUUUCCAAGAAGCAUUCAAGUGGCUUGUCUAUGGGCUUGCACAUAAAAAUGUACAGUGUACAGUCAAAGGAAAGUUGCAUUAAGGUGUCAUUUAGACGUGGUGUAUUUUGUCAAAUAGUGCAUACACCAGCUUGUGUAGGUAGGACUUUUUCCACAAGAACUAAAACUGUAUGAUCUUAAUGUGCUGAAAAUAUCUGUCUCUGUAGGGCAUAUCAAUAUGGAAAGAGCUAUAGCAAAUGUAAAUGUUAGUUAAUUAUUAAAACACUACUAAUGUGCUGAAUGUAGUAUUUAAACUAAGGUAUGAGAGGUCAAAAAAAAACUGUACAGAUUUUUUUUGUUUGUUUGUUUUUAAGUAUAAGCGGUAUUAUGAAAAUAACCAUUUAAAGUUGUGUACAAUAAUAUGUCUUGUUUAUGUUUUAUUUCCUAUUCCAAAUAAAAUCACCAACAUUAAUUCACUGAUUAUUUAAUUGUUCAACUGAAUUUUGAACAAAAGUAAUGAGGGCUGCACAGUUUUUAAAGUUUUUAAAGUUGUUAUGGAACUUAAGUAUACCAACAGCUCUUUUAUGACACAUCCACAUAAAUCUUAGUGAAAACGGUUAUUAGGGGGGAAAAAAUGAAAGCUGGGAAAAUAUUUGCGUCCAGUUCACCAUUUGUUGAUUUGUUGGAGGCAUAUUUUAAGGUUGAUUGUAAAAAGAGGUGUCACUUAAGCAGACCAAAUGACUGGCCAGCGUAAAUCAACAAAGUUGUCUGUGAUUUUCAAAAAAUGUAGUUGUGAAAUUUUCAAACCUAUUCAUAUGAUUUCACAUUGUAAUUUAAGUCUGCAUCUUGUACCAUUUGAUGGUUAAAAAUAAUCUAAUA
Carassius auratus (goldfish) is the source of this 2926-nucleotide messenger RNA. RefSeq names its product astrotactin-1-like. Gene Ontology annotation, cellular component: endosome; membrane. The record is from RefSeq and is a predicted model, not a curated record. Bases 1 to 1914 code for a protein of 637 amino acids. Lineage: Eukaryota; Metazoa; Chordata; Actinopteri; Cypriniformes; Cyprinidae. The transcript has 12 exons. Gene Ontology annotation, biological process: neuron migration; neuron cell-cell adhesion. Gene Ontology annotation, molecular function: protein binding.